AUGCAGUCUUCCGUGAUCACAUACGACAUGACAGAUCCAGACAGCCCAUGGAGGAAGAUGCAGUUCUACGACGAUACACCUCGCGCCGAAGGUGCCAUGUUCUACAUCCCAGCUUCAGACGCUGGCAUGCUGGUGUACUUUGGCGGCGUUCAGCAGAAUGCAAGUGGUAAUUAUACUGGUGUACCAAUGGAUACAAUCUAUCUAUACGACAUCGGUGCUGCUCGGUGGUUCGCACAGCAGACUUCAGGACGGACACCUCCACCACGAAGAAGGUUCUGCGGUGGAGUCAGUUGGCCUGAGGACCGUUCGUCGUACAACAUCUACUUCUUCGGAGGUGCCUUACCAUACGACGAGACUGGAACUGGGUAUGGCGAUGUUUGGAUCCUCUCACUGCCUUCAUUUACUUGGACCUUAUACUGGCCCGAUGCACCCGAGAACCGACACCACUCCUUGAGCUGUGAUGUCAUCAACAAAGGCCAGAUGAUUGUGAUGGGAGGCUACUGGCCGAACUCAUCUAUCCCGGGCUGCGAUGUUCCUGCCAUCUGGGGAAUGCAUAACCUCAAUCUUGGCUCCGACAAUGCUCAACGGGCCGCGUGGUAUCAAUACUUGCCCAACCUGACCGACUAUACAGUUCCUCCCAAUCUGACAGUCGCGAUCGGUGGAAACAACACUGGCGGUGCCACGUUAGUGACUCCAGCCGCGGGCUUCUCCAGUAGCGACCUUGGGGUAUAUCUCGCGCGUAAAGCUACCACGAGCACACGCACCGCCACGAGACCUCUGACUCCUGCAACUUCCUCAGCAACAUCAGGUCCUGGAGGUUCUGGUUCAAAUACCGGCGCCAUCGCAGGUGGAGUCGUUGGCGGCGUGGUCGGGCUCGCACUCAUCGCAGCUCUACUGUUCUUCUGCCUCCGGCGCCGAAAACGAGCAAAGGCCAACACCACACACUCAUCUGUCCCAGCCUAUCCCACGUCGACCACCAUGACCGAGACAUCCCCUCCUCACGUCCAACCCUACCACAACAGCACCAACAAACAAGACCUCAACCCCCAAACCACCCCACCUCCCGGCUGGCAACAUCCCCCAUCCGGCUCGCCCCAACAACAACCACAACAAACCAUCUGGCAACCCGUCGCUGUAUUCCACCAACCACAAAAUGCACAGCAUUUCCGUGAGGAUCUUCCUCAGCAGCAGCAGCUACAGCAGUUCUUCCCGCCUCCACCGCAGCCGCAGCAGCAUUAUCCUCCUCCGCCGGACCCGCAGCAGUAUGUGCCCCCGAGCCCGACUUAUGAGAUGCCGAAUGUCCGGAGUCCGGAUGGGGUGGGGGAGAUGGGGAAUGGAGGCAGUGGAGGGGCGAGUCCGAGGGCGUGGAGGUCGCCGAGUGCUGGGCCUAGGGGGGUGAAUCGGGAGGAGUGA
This is a messenger RNA of Fulvia fulva, 1413 nucleotides long. RefSeq names its product Kelch repeat-containing protein. The coding region runs from base 1 to 1413 and encodes 470 amino acids. The transcript is spliced from 2 exons. The record is from RefSeq and is a predicted model, not a curated record. Gene Ontology annotation, molecular function: protein binding. Lineage: Eukaryota; Fungi; Ascomycota; Dothideomycetes; Mycosphaerellales; Mycosphaerellaceae.